Messenger RNA from Phyllopteryx taeniolatus (common seadragon), 1311 nucleotides. RefSeq names its product thyrotropin-releasing hormone (gene trh). Gene Ontology annotation, cellular component: extracellular region. The coding region runs from base 60 to 938 and encodes 292 amino acids. NCBI's taxonomy places the organism in Eukaryota, Metazoa, Chordata, Actinopteri, Syngnathiformes, Syngnathidae. Gene Ontology annotation, biological process: hormone-mediated signaling pathway. Gene Ontology annotation, molecular function: thyrotropin-releasing hormone activity. The transcript has 3 exons. The record is from RefSeq and is a predicted model, not a curated record.
GUGGACUCCGGCGUGAGUGUGACGACAUCCAGAGCGUCCACUAUAAAAGAUGAGACGCAAUGUUGUGUGCACACAUAAAAUUGGCCUUACUGGUCAGUGAGCACCACUUUUGGAGGCUGGGAGCAAACAUCAUCCACAGAUCGCCGCUGUCCACUUCAAGAGGAGUGAGGUCUCAACAGGCUUCCAAGGGAGACACCAUGAAGGCGACAUGCCUGUUCUUCCUGGCUUCUGUCUUGGUCUGCAGCUGGACGAUGGCGUGCGGAGCUCACAGCGUGUACGCCGAGGACGAGCCGGACCCGGGAACCGCGGACGACCUCCUCCUGCAGCAAGCCGAGAGCCUCCUGCUGCGCUCCGUCCUGAGAAAGAUGCAAGCGGAAGACCGCAACGGUGGAGGACCCUCCUCUCAGACGGAGUGGAUGACGAAGCGGCAGCAUCCGGGCAAGAGGUACCGCGAGGAUUUGGACGAAGAGGCUGACGGUGAUGGAGAGGUCUUGCCGACUGUUGAAAGGAGACAGCACCCGGGCAAGCGCUCCACGGCGGGACACCUUUCGGGCCUUCCCGUGAUCGUCGUGCAGGGCGAACUUUCCAAGCGGCAGCACCCGGGCAAGCGCUACUUGGUGCUGCGCAGCCGGCGGCAGCACCCCGGUAAACGGCAACCGGGGGAAGAGGAGGAGGAGGAGGAGGAUGAGGAGGAGGAGGAGGAGGAGGAGGAGGAGGAGGACCAGCACCCCGGCAAACGCUAUUGGGAUCGUUCGGCUCGUCCACAACUGGCCACUACGAGUCCAUGUGAAGACAUCUCGGACCCUGUGACGUGCGCCAAAAGCAAUCUGCUGCUCGACUUUUUAGACAACAUCGGCGUGAAGCACGCCGACGAGAAGCGACAGCACCCGGGCAAAAGGUUUGCGCCUCCUCGCGACGUUUUAGAGGAGUCAGAGUAGAUCCAUUAGAUCCCUUGUUAACUAAACAAUGUGUACGGAAUGAUUACUCAUUAUUAAAAUGAACUACAAAAAUAAAAAUAAAAAAAAAGUCUUGACAGAUACAUUUAGUGUGUUUCAUCACGUUGGUUUCUCGGGAGAGCCCGUGCGUAAAUGUAGCUGGACUGUGACAUGCAUAUGAAUAUGAAUAAGGUAUUGUCAUGAUUAUUGACAUAAACUGGGCCACAUACAUGUCACUGCGCGUCGCCAUGGAUGCAACGAUGGCCAAACGUUACGCCAAUUAGGAAAGUCCUUCAUCGAUGAAUUGUUCGCCAUGUAUUUUCUACUCGUGGAAAAUGAUAAUAAAUAUGACGCAGUUAUAGUUUGUCCAAGUUCA